Podarcis lilfordi (Lilford's wall lizard) is the source of this 12064-nucleotide messenger RNA. NCBI's taxonomy places the organism in Eukaryota, Metazoa, Chordata, Lepidosauria, Squamata, Lacertidae. The record is from the annotation of a GenBank genome assembly.
GCCUGCUCUAUCAAUACCGUUUAGCAGUUUUCAUUAAAAGCAACUUACAGCGCAACCAACAAUCAGAAUCAACUUGCCUUGUCCUCUAUUGCAUGUGGCCACCCUAAACUGCUGCCCAAUCACUGCAAGCGACAAAGGGGUGCCGGGGCUCCCCGCUUGUCUCCUACGUGCAACGUCCGCUUUUGCCCCUCUAGAGCCCAGCGUCGAAAGCAACCCGGAAGUCCGGUGCGCGGAAGUAGGAGCAAGCCCUGUCUCUUUAGAAAUCCCUGCGCGGAAGUCCCUCCCCAGCGCGCCUGCGCAGUGCUAGCGCGCGGAGUCAACUGCGCAAGCGCAGAACUGUGAGCCGUCGGUCCCUUCCAGUCGCGGGAGUUUUAACGCUCCGCACGAAGCGCGGGGCCUCAUGGCGGAAGAGCUACGACGCGCCGGAGGCCACCAGCUGGGGCUGUGCUUGCUUUGCGGUUUACCUGCCGCGGGCAAAACGACGGCGGCGCAGGCCCUGAGCCGGGUCCUGAGGGAGCGCAAAGGGUGGCGCUGCGUCCCCCUCGCUUACGACGACCUCAUCCCUCCGGAAGCGUUCGACCAAUCAAAGGAGAGCUCGGGACAGCGCGAGCAGCAGCCGUUGGUCAGUAGCUUCCUCCCCCUGCUCCUUAUUGGCCAGUGUGGUCUUGCGAUUCUCAUUGGCCUGGGAAAGGUAUUCGCCUGCCCCCGGGAUCUUUCAGUGGUAGCACAGCAGCUCCAGGUGGGCAGCAGGAUGCGCCCCAGCUUUAUUUUCCUACCGCUGUCAUUGCCAAGGAUCCUUUUCCUUCUGACGCCUCGCAGCUGAUUCUAGCUAGGAGAUCUGGUGCUUUAGGGUCAGCUGCGGGGUAGGCGCUCACCAAGUUUGCUAAAAUAGUAAAAAAAAUCUGGAUAUUGAGGGAGCCUAUUGGCUUGUCCUUUAUUAAAGUAAUCUGCUGUAGCAUGGCAGCGAUAAAUGACCAAAGUUAUCAUUCUUCUAAAUCGGCUGUGAUUCGCUCCAGCUGCCGGCAGGUUUUGCUUAUUUCAAAUUGCAUCAAGAAAAGUGAACUCGAUUUUAAAGCAUCUAUAUAUAUAUUAGUAACAUGGAAUUAAGCAAGACUAGCCUGCAUAUUUUUAAAAAGCAUCUUGUUUCCUGUUAUUUUCUGCUGAAAGUUUCUUUUCUGAAUCUUAUUGUUUUGCUCUUUUGAUUCUCACAUACGGACUGAUAAACCAGCAUAGUGUUAUGUCUUGUUUUACAGUAUUGCAAUAUGUUAGUUGCUGGUUCAGGGCCCUUUGGGCUGAAAGGCAACAUAUAAAUAAACUGGUGGUGGUGGUAUUUUGCAAAGCAGUCAGUUCAGUCUGGGCAUUUGUUGAUAACACAAGCUGUUUAGAAGAUGUGAAAUUACUUAAUAUUCAUUUGCAGAAACAACCAAGAGUUUUUUAUUACCUCAAAGACAAAUUCAUUGCAAAAUAAGCCCUUCUUGAACAUUCCUGUGGCUUCAGUGAAGUCCAUGAAAUUUACACUGCAAUAGCACUGCAAUCCUAACUCUUCUUACCUUGGGGAAUUCAGUAGGACUUCCUUAUGAGUAGGCAUGGUUAGGGUUGUGCUAUAAAUCUGUUGGGCCUUUAAGGCACCAAAAGAAAAAGAAAGAUAAAAGGCUAAAUUAUCUUCUGUGAUUGAAUAAGUGUACUACUCAAUCUGUUGUUGAUUUGUGGUAGUAUAUAAAAACUUAAUAGUGUGUAAUUAUUACUAUUUCAUUUUCACAUGGUUACCCUGCUGGAGUUAUUACUAACAUGCAUUGUAGAGGGGUUAGCAUGUUUGUUGCAAGAGAAACAAUAGUUUUGUGGUAGUUACACUAAUAGUUGGGGAAGACUGGUAGCAGCAUAUUUUAUUAAACUGGGAUUUUGCAGCACAAUGCCUGUAAGGAGGGAAGAGUUUUGGUUAAAAUGGCAUGGGUGGGCCAUGCAGAGAAUUAUAGGCAUGAUUGAUGCUAAGAAAGAAUAGCAAAUCAUCUAAAAUAUCAAGAGGACAAAUGCUGUCCAUUUAACACUGCAGCCAAUAGCAAAACCUUCGUUGCUGUUAAUGGUUCCAGUUUUUAUCCAAUAUCUUGCACUCUCACCAUGAAUAAUUGUCUUUUUACUUUAUAGAUGUCACACUGGAGAUUGUACCGUCAUGAAUUAUUGCUGUAUCUUGAACAUUUCCUUCAGAAUUUUAUUAAAGGAUGCCAUUAUUCUCCUCCUCCAAACAGAACUGAAACAACAUGGAAAAGGUUUGCCUGCUAUCUGAAAGAACAAGAAUUAAUAUAUCCAAGAACAGGAACUGAAGACUCUGCAUCUUGUCAAUAUUUAAUAGAUUUUAUCCCUCUCAGACCAAUAUAUUUUAUUUUAGAUGACAACUUUUAUUAUCGGAGUAUGAGAUAUGAAGUGUACCAGUUAGCUCGCCAGUGUAAGUUUGAUAUUAUAUUUUAAGGUAGCGGCUCAGCCUUAUGACUCAGCAGUGCAAACCAUGAUUUGGGAUGUUAUGGCUAAAAGGGAUUCCUAUCCUUGUUGUGCAGAGAGCAAAGCUCUCUUGUUGUUUCUUAGGGAUUCCUAUCUGUCCCAAAGAUUAAUAAUUUGCUACAUAGAACACCUAAACUUUGAUAGCAUUCCGGGCAGCAACUUGUGAUACAGAACUGGCCAUUUCUGCAUUGGUAGUGAAGCUGGGAUUGUACUCCUUGCAGAUGUCGGUUUCCUUCCACUUGACAUCCUACACAUUUUGUGGUUCAGACGGAUAAACUGCUUUGGCUGCCAUGACCAAUGCCAGGAACGAGACAUGGAGAAUAGAACCAAGCCAAUUUGUCUGGAACUUUCAGUUGUUGUCUGGACUAUUGCCUCCUGAACAGUGUAGCUGGUUUAGAAACUGGAGGCCCUGAAUAGCAAUGGCUUAGUUCCUAACUGAGUAGCUAAGUUCAGAAAGUGGUCCUGGAUAAUGACAGCUUGGGUUCUUGGUACAUUUAUUUUAUAUCAUUCCAUAGCCCCUUUUAAUAUUUAGAUCAAUCACUGCAAGGGCAUCCAAUGUUUUGGAGUUGGGAAUUCAUAUGCACCAUCUUUCUUUUACAUCUGAUUCUGAUGAGCGUUGAACUGGUGUCUGGGCUCAGUAACGGACUGGAUUGCUGAGGUACAGUUGGUGGGUAUUUUGUGUGGGAAGGUGGUGCUCAAUAGUUAUAGAUAUAGCUGCCCUCUCCUUGAAGGAUUGAGUUUGCAUCUUGAGGUACUCGUUGUCCCCAGCUUUGUCACCGGAAGAACAAGAGUUUGUCUGUGUGGCACAGAGUGCUUUCCACAAGCUGAGGCUGGUACACCUGCUUCUGGACAUGUACAGCAGUCCAAGUUCUGUUAACUUCUGGAAUAGAUUACUGCAACGUGUUACGGAAGGCAGUUUGGAAAUUGCAAGUUAGUUCAAAACAUAGCUGCCAGGCUGCUAACUCGUACCAGAAGUUGGGAUCACAUUUCAAAAGUGUUUGAAUAACUUCACUGGCUUCUGGUCUGUUUCCAGAGUGAUAAUUUUUACCUAGAAAGCCCUAAUGGCUUGGGGCUAGGAUACCUGUAGGAUUACCUGUCACCAUAGCAGCCACCUGGACAAUAACAUCUUGCUGCUGCUGCCGCCUUUUCAGUUGCAGUGCCCUCUUGUGGAAAACUCUCAUCGGGCAGCUUUGCCUGCUGCCUAUGUCAUUAUUUUUUCAGGGAAUCCCAUUUUAAUUUAAUUUAUUUAGCAGUUUUGUUCCCUCUGGUGUUAUUUUUAUGCUACUUGUGUUAUGCUUUUUAGUGUUGUUCUUCAUUUUUAUAUAUUAUGGCAUUUCUGUCCCACCUACGCAUCCUAAGUGAUCUUGGAUCAGACACAAUAACCAGUGAAAACCAAAAGUAAAAUAACAUUACAAAUAAUUAUUACCAUUCCAUCUGCUUAAUACAACCAGGUUCCCACAUGUACAUGUACUUCAGAAGGCCUGGCAGAAAAGGAAAUUCAGCUGGUUCUAAAAUAAAGAUAAAGUGGGUGCCAGUCAAAGCUCUGAAAGGAAAUUCUUAGUCAUUGAUAUACCAGGCCUCCCCAAACAAUUACUGGGUCUGGGCAGGACUAUAUGAGGAGAGGUGUUCCUUCAGAUACCUAGCUCCUAAACCAUUUCAGAGCUUUAUAUACUAGAACCAAAACCUUGAACAAUUGGCCUUGAUGGCAAAUAGGCAACCAAAACAAGUCUUUGAGAAUCUGUGUUACAUAGUCUUGUGCAAGCUCUAUUUAUAAUGAAUACUAAACUCUGAAAUACUUAGGAUCCCACAUCCUUACUUCAGGGUGAUACAGAAGACCACCUUAUUUUGUGCAAAAUUCCUGUGUUUGUGUUAUUCCUACACUUUUCAGAAACCAUGGUGAGAUUAAAAUGACCCUCUUAUCAUCCAAGAAUAUUUUUAUAUUUGUCUAGAUACACUGGGCUUCUGUCAGUUGUUCCUAGAUUGCCAGGCUGAUGUUUGUUUAGAGAGAAACAGUCGGAGAAAACAACCAUUACCUGAAGAAACCAUCCAUGCAAUGGUGCAGAAAAUGGAAGUUCCAAAUCCAGAGAAAUACGCCUGGGAGCAGAACAGCUUCAUUCUGAAGACUACAGAAUGUUCAGUAGAAGAUAAGUAUGUAGUCACAUGAAAAUAGUUAUUUACAUUGAAUUAAAUGGAGGCUUCACAGACAUCUGUGGGCCUAGCAGAGUGUAGAACUCUGGAGUUGUGCAGCGCUUCUCUAUUCAUUGAUAUUUGCCUUGGAAUAGCUUUGUUGCAGGGCACCUAGCUGCGGAAAGGGACAUAGCUCAGUGAUAGUACACGUGCUGAGCAUGUAGAAGGUCCCUAGUUAAAUCCCCAGCAUCUCCAGGCAGGGCUGUCUGAAACUCUGGAGAACUGCUGCCUGUCAGUGUAGACAAAAGCUGAACUAGAACAGCCAAUGGUCUGACUCAAUGCAAGGCAACAUCCUGUGUGACGAAUGGAUGUUGUUAAUGUUACAGUUGUAUAAGGGAUUGUUAUUUUGACUGGAUUGCAAUUGAGAUGAAUAAAAUUUUGGAACACAGAACUAUGAAGUAAAUCACCAAACCAUCAAUUCUAGCAAGUGGGAGGCCACCUAAAUCACCGUAUUUUUUGCUCUAUAAGACUUACUUUUUCCCUCCCAAAAAGUAAGGGGAAAUGUGUGUGUGUCUUACGGAGCGAAUGCAGGCUGCACAGCUGUCCCAGAAGCCAGAACAGCAAGGGGGAUUGCUGCUUUCACUGCACAGCGAUCCCUCUUGCUGUUCUGGCUUCUGAGAUUCAGAAUAUUUUUUUUCUUGUUUUCCUCCUCCAAAAAUUAGGUGCAUCUUGUGGUUUGGUGCGUCUUAUAGAGCAAAAAAUACGGUAUAUAAUUUGGCAUCUGAAUGGUUGGGAUUAGUAAUUGUAUUAUAAUUUGGCAAUGUUAUAAUGAGGCUACCAUUGGAUUAUUCUAACUGAAAACUAAUAAAAAUUAUUGUAUAUAUAAAAAAAGAGAAUCAGAAAACAAAAGAAACCCUUGCCAAUCUACUGCGGCUCACCCUGAGAUCCAAGAUUAGAUCCCAAUUUAUGCUUUGCUCACUCUUUUCUCUGCUGUCCAACCUCAUUGAUCUCAGCAAAAUUCUUGCCUUGGACACUUCUGUGAUGCCAGUGUGCCAUCCUUAGGCGAGUGCUUACAUUGCAUGUGCAUAGUUAAUCUUUCUUUAACAUGUUUGUUUUCUUGACUUUUUCAGUCUUCAAGUGCUUGAUUUGCUAUCUACUGCUCUGGAAAAUCCAGUGAAACCCCUGGAAGAGAAUACAGAAGUAAAGGUAAUAUGGAACUAUUACAUAGCUAAUAAAAUAGACAUUUGAUGCCUGGCACUUCUGCUGAAAAUAAUCCACCAGUGGAGAAUUGUCCACUUUGGAGGAGAACGUUUCCUACACAGGAAAUCUAAGACUCACUUUCUGCUCAUAAAGGAGGAGUUUGUGCUGUAAAGACAAUUGGUGAAAUUCAGUGUCGUGCCAUUGCCAUUAGAAACACUCCAUCUGCACAAGCAUAUCAGCUUUCCAGAUGGAAUAAUUCCUCCUGUCAUACACAGUUCUAGGGGUUCUCCUGACACCCCCCCCCCAGUCAAUGGGGUAUAGGGGAAGGCUCACAGCACAAGUGGAAGUCAUUAUGCAGGGCUUCCUCUAGUGGGGUUCAUUAGAUGAAUCCCACCCAAUGGUAGUCCUAACUCAGAGCAAACCCACUGAAGUUCAUAAUCAUGUCUAACUUAAAUUUAUUCAUUUCAAUUGGUCUCCUCUGAAUGGGACAACUCGGUGGCUGUAACUGAGAGAAGUACCAGAACCAUCAGGUCCCAUUGUCAACAAUGGAUGGCAAAGGAAAUGAGUGCUAGCCUUCUGUAGCAGACAAGAGGAAAGUCUGCCUUUUUUCACCUCAUUUCACUGAAUCAAAGUGCCUUCACAUGUCUUACGGUUGUAAGCUUUCUUGUGUCACAGCAUUUCUGAAAAGUGGAGAAUGUUCAGUAGAGAUUCUUGUGGCAAACUUCAAGAGUGCUCUGUACCAAAAUUCCCUCUGUGUAGUUUCACACUUGUCUGAAAGUGCAAAUUUUUUGGGAAGCUUCAACUCUCCUCCCUUUAUGCAAGGAGGAAGGUGCACAAAGCUCACCCCAGUUAGUGCAUGUGCUCAUAACGGCCAGAUUUAUCCUUUGAAGAUAUAUAUAUACAUAUAUAUAUGAGCCCAGUUCUAAAAACAUUUUUGCUUGUUGAUUGCGGCUAGGAAAGGGAUCGAGCUAUUUGUGCAGCCAGUGUUCUUCAUCAAGCAGACCAGGCUGUCAGGCGAGCUGUCUCUCAGACCAUGAAGACUGCUAAAGGUAUGCUUAUUUGCAAGAGGUUGCUUAACUUGCUUUACAUGCACUUAAAUUAGAAAGGCACAGUGCAACAAAACCAUACAUGUGCAGCGGAUUAUGACUACUAUUUAAAGACACUGUUUAUGCACAAAGGCCCUAUACAUGCCCGUUGUCCUCUAUCUCUGAAGAUUCCUCUUUUGGAGAUCCCACUUCUGAGGAGGUAAGCCUCUAUUCAUUUUCAAAAAAAUAGUGGCUUUUCUUAAACCAAACUUUUGAUCUUCCUUCCCCUUUAAAAUAAUAAUAAUUUUAUUAUUUAUAUCCCACCCAUGUGGCUGAGUCUCCUCAGCCACUCUGGGCAGCUCCCAACAGAAUACUAAAAACACGAUAAAGCAUCAAACAUUAAAAACUUCCCUAAACAGGGCUGCCUUCAGUUGUCUUCUAAAAGUCAGAUACAGUGGUACCUCGGGUUACAUACGCUUCAGGUUACAUACGCUUCAGGUUACAGACUCCGCUAACCCAGAAAUAGUGCUUCAGGUUAAGAACUUUGCUUCAGGAUAAGAACAGAAAUCGGGCUCCGGCGGCGCGGCAGCAGCAGGAGGCCCCAUUAGCUAAAGUGGUGCUUCAGGUUAAGAACAGUUUCAGGUUAAGUACGGACCUCCAGAACGAAUUAAGUACUUAACCCGAGGUACCACUGUAGUUGUUUAUUUAAUUGACAUCUAAUGGGAGGGUGUUCCACAGGGUGGGCACUGCUACCGAGAAGGCCCUCUGCCUGGUUUAAGAUAAAUUUAAUAUAACAGUAGGUAAAUCACCAUGUGCUGUAUAUUUUGUUUCCCUAGAUAAUAACCUUACCCCAAAGGAGAUGAAGAGCUUGGCAGAUGAACUAAAUAUGCUGAAAGUGGAAUUUUUGGAAGAUUUGAGGCACAGAGAAAAUGAGAAAAAUAAUCAAUUGAAUAUAAGUGUAACCUCUUUAUUCAGCCAACAGGCAGAUGGCAUUGUUAAGAAAUAUUUAAGUGAGAAGUAGUAGCAUUUUUAUAUAUUCAUUGAAAGGGAAUAUAACGCUGUGGCAUGUGGGUUUGGCAAGAAUACUAGAUAUUGCUAAGAUUUGGCAUCUGAUGUCUCAUUGGAAAAAACUGGGCCAAUUCCCUCACUCUCUCUGUUCGGACUGACUGCCAAAAAUACCAGUUGCACCAAGAAGCUUCAGGAUCCAUAGGGAGAAGAAAGAUAGUGAGAUUUACCCUCUGAAAUAUUUUACUGUUUGAUAUAAUUUGAAAUAUGUCUGCAGCCAGGAUCAUUGACUCAUACAUAUGACCCAGAUGUUGUUAAAUUUCAAACUCCCACCAGGGCCCCUACUAGCAUGGCUGAAGGUCUAAUGGACGAUGGUUGUAGUCCAAUAACUGGAGGGCAAGGGGCAUAGUGGGCAAACAAUGGCUGGAUCUAGACACAUUAAAGCAGCAUUCCAGUUAAAAGCGUUGUAAAUUUAAAUAGGGAAGACAGGUACUGUAGAGAAAAACGGGACUCCACAGCGCAAUCUGGUGGCACACUGUUAUAUCGCAUAUGCAACGCAUAUAAAUCACUUUUUCUUUACCAAUUUGGCUGAGUUCUGUGUGUAGCUUUAGCACUGUUAUAAAAUACUGUACAUUAAGGACCAUCAGAAUCAAAAGGAUUGUGCCUUUCCAUAUUUGUUCCAUCUAGUGCUUCUCAGACUGCUGUUUCAUUUUUAUUUAUAAAGGGUAUGCAUAUAGUACUUCCGGCUAUAUAUUCCACAUUUUGUGAAUUGUUUCCAUCAAAGGUGCAGUGGUACCUCGGAAGUCGAAUGUAAUCCGUUCCAGAAGUCUGUUUGACUUCCAAAACGUUCGGAAAUGAAGGCGCAACUUCCAAUUGGCUGUAGGAAGCUGCUGUAGCCAAUUGGAAACCGCAUCAGAGGUCUGGGUUCCAAAGAACGUUUGGAACACUCACUCCCAGGUUUGCGGUGUUCGGAUGCCAAAACGUUCAACUCGCAAGGUGUUUGUGAACCAAGGUAUGACUGUAUAUCACUUUUUGUUUUCAGUACUGUGAGUAACAAAGGGUUUAAAAAUAGCAAGUUAACAGUAGUAACAGAGCAACCUAGUAAGGCAGCGAUCUACAAUCCACAGAGGCACUGAAGCCAUGUUGACAAUUCCAAAAUAAGUGGGUUAUGGGCUGCGGUUUCAACCACCAUCUCUCACACAAUGUCGUUUAUCUGAAUGCAGAAGCUGAAAUUCAUCUGGAGAAAAUAUUAAAACAACAUAAUGCAAGCUCCUUAUAACAUUAAGGCUUUGUUUUGCUUUAAUUAAUAGAGUUCUUAUUGAAAUUUUUCUUAUUUGGGGCCUGAAUAUGGGGAAAGAGACAGUGGAAAAUGUUGUUUAGAAAUUAAUUUUGAUGCUGUUGCAUAGAAUGAGGCUAAUACGCUUUUUCAAAACACCAAUCCUGCAUGUUUUGUUACUGAAACGAGCUGCUCUGUAUCAGUGGUAAAGCCAGAGUCUGCAACAUCCCAUCCUUAUGCCUUACUUAGUGGAAGCAGUAAAGGCUCUAUUGUACUUAGUAUACCUUGUACUAACAUUCUUGAGCUUUUUGGCAUUGUAGAUCCCAAUGGUAAGUGACAUCAUCUGUGAGCCUUCAUCUGCUUUUAGUCCCAGCUCAUUUCUUGUUGGUUUAAGUCUAAGUGUCUGCUGCAGCUCAGGUGUCGCUACCAGCUCUUUGGCUGAAAGGUCUCUAAAAAACAGUAGUGCAAGGGUUUCCAUUUCCACUGCCCACCGCAACAGUGGCCUCGUGUUUUCAAAAGCUGCCAUGACCUGUAGCAAUUGCUCAGGUUAUCUACAUGUUUCCAAACCUCACCUCUUGACUAUCUGCUUGACUUUAAGGGUACAGGAACUCUACAAAAAUAGAAGCCAUGACCCUGACCAUAGCCUUUUAUGGCUCAAUUCUAUUUUGUAUUUCUAGUACACAGUAAUACUCAGUUUGCCAACACACUGUACUGGAAAAAGUAGAGAUGUCCCCAAUAAAGCUUCUCCUUCCCUCACUUAAUUCAACAUGACCUUAUUUGAUGGCCACUUCUUGCCCUAUCUUUUCCCCAUACCUAUGCUGUCAAUCGGCUUCUUUGUUUUCCUUCUCAGCACGGCUGCCCUUUCAUGGUCAGCUAAGACCAGCUGGUCUGGUUUUGGCCAGGGAAGACAUGAACAGGCUGGGAGUGGAGUUGCCACCAGCUGUUGUCCAUUGCUCUACAACUGCUCAUUCAAUCAGAUCAUUUAUAGACAUUUCAUAAAGAUGACCCAGCUAGGAUAUACGUGAGGAUUUUUACAAGCAGCCUUUAUUUAGCUGUGUUAGUCCAUUCAACAUACCCAGCACUGUAAUUAAAACAUACAUAGUAUAUUUUAGGUUCUCUGCUGUCAUAGCAUGCAAUCCCAAUCAAACAAGACUAAUGAUAAGUUUGUCACUGACUUCCUGAGUGCAACAUAUAUGGCACUAGAGUUGCAAGACUAAUUUGGUGCUAUGCCAUUUUAGAGAGGCAGAAGGCAAUUCCAAGAAUAUUCUGGCGAAAUACUUCUAAACGUCGGAAUGCAAACAUUGAGUACGGUUACACAAAUGUAUUAAGACACUGAACAUUAACUUUGAGAAAGAUACCUAAGAGAAUGUCAGGAACUGAAAUUAAGGUCUUAAUAUAGCUGCUUGAGAGGGCUUUUCCUCUGAAAAAUGAUUCUAAACUUAAAGAGACAAAAAAUUCCAGCCAUGGAAGGUAAGUUUUUUAGUCUGCUUUAAGUACAGUGCCAGCAGCCUAUUCUGCUCAAACUAUGUGCUGUUUACCUCAGUAAAUACUGUGCAUCCUCCAUGUUAUUAUAGUUUAGGACCUUUGUGGUGCCAUGUGGCUACAGGGGUGGGGUGGGGGGACGGGACCCAAUUGCUCAAGUAGACUUUGGCGUAAGAUUUCUUACAUCUUACAAGAUAGGAUCCUACUGAUAAGGUUUUUCUUUUGCACUGACCAGUGAUGACUUAACUGACUCAAGAGGACUUUUCUAAUCUGUGCUGCUAUUUUGGCUCUCAGAAGAAUGCUCCUCUACCAAAAGAGCUGAAGAUGGAGAGGGGUAUACUUGACCAUUAUUCACACAAAGGCACGUACUUUGGGAUGCGAAACCAAUAAAAGCACACUGUCGUAAGUUUGUAUGUGCAUGUGCAUAUUUACUUGUUAUGCAAGUGACAGCAGUAUAAAGUCCUCUCUUUCCCUUAAAAUAAAAUAAUGAAGAUAUACAAUAAAAGUGCAUGUCAAAGUGUUUUCCCCUGUAUAUUAAGGAUUCAUGUGCUGUAAGCUAGCACCAUAGUUUUUGCUAGCAUAGUUUGUUUAAAGUGCCUAUUCACUUAUCUAGAUCAAGGCAGAAACAGUUGGCUGCUAUGUCUUAGAGUUUUUAUCCACUGUAAUUAGUCAGUGAUUCCUCAUAUAAACUUUUUGCUUUGUCAAGUCCAGAACUAUAACAAAAAACCUAGUAUGGAAUGUUUUCUUUCGACUGCUGUUUACCUGGACUAGGAUGCUCUUUUCAAGAAGUACAUUCAUCAUUCACAGAUAAAAUGACCCAUGUGAAAUCUGAAUGGAUUAUCAUAAUCUCAUAACCUCCUUGCCACUUCAUUUUCAGGUAAAAACAUUACUACCAGAAGGUAAAGACAAAACAACUUUCACAUAAACAUUUAAAUGGUAAUGAAGUUCUUUGCAAUGCAAUGCAAUGCAAGCUAGGUAUGAAAAUUAUGGUAGAGUUUUUUAACACAUUACCCAUUUUCUUCCAAUGUUUUCUUUCUGCACACAGUUUUAAAAAUUACAGACAUUUAAUACUAGGCACAGGUUCCUUGUAUUCCUUUAAAAGGGGGUCAGCAGUAAUUGAAAGUGGAUGUCUUUGUUCCCUAUUUCACAUUUUUACUCUUCUAGUUUUCCACAUCAUGACUCACUAUUACCACAGGAGCUUUAUUAAAGGCCUCACAGCAAUUAAACUUUUCCUAGAUUUAAGUUUUGUUGCAGACAUCAACUUUAUCUUUGUUUACUCUUUACACAAUAUUUUAUAGCAGUUUACGGGAUAGUCAGUUUAUACACAGUUGCAUAUAGCUUCUACACUGAAAAUAUCUGAGUACAUUAUGUAUGACGGAAUUAAACUAAAGGCUACUCCAGUAGCUCAGCUUAAUGUUAAGUAUUGGUUAAGUACUUGGACACAAGUGUUGAUCGA